AGGACGACGGACCUUGUGUUUCCAAAAUGGUGGCAGCGAUGGAUGUGGAUGCCCCGAGCGGCAGCAACAGCGGCCAGGGAAAGAAACGCUUUGAAGUGAAAAAGUGGAAUGCAGUAGCCCUGUGGGCCUGGGAUAUUGUGGUUGAUAACUGUGCCAUUUGCAGGAAUCACAUUGUGGAUCUUUGUAUAGAAUGUCAAGCUAACCAGGCGUCUGCUACUUCUGAAGAGUGUACUGUUGCUUGGGGAGUCUGUAACCAUGCUUUUCACUUCCACUGCAUUUCUCGCUGGCUCAAAACAUGACAAGUGUGUCCACUGGACAACAGAGAGUAGGAAUUCCAAAAGUACGGGCACUAGAAUAACAGCACUCUGCCAUCAAGGUUAACUAUUUUGUUAUUCAUUUAACAGCUUACCCUCCUGUUACUUAAUCA
Molecule: messenger RNA, 427 nt
Organism: Erinaceus europaeus (western European hedgehog)
Lineage: Eukaryota; Metazoa; Chordata; Mammalia; Eulipotyphla; Erinaceidae
Product: E3 ubiquitin-protein ligase RBX1-like
Exons: 1
Coding region: 27-299 (90 amino acids)
Biological process (GO): protein ubiquitination; ubiquitin-dependent protein catabolic process
Cellular component (GO): cullin-RING ubiquitin ligase complex; nucleus
Molecular function (GO): cullin family protein binding; ubiquitin protein ligase activity; zinc ion binding
Source: RefSeq, a predicted model, not a curated record